AUGAAAAAACGGACUCAUAUCGUGGUAAUUAUCACCCCGAAACUCUGUUACUCUUCUCCCCGAAAGGAAUCUGAGCGACUGUUUUCCGAAGCGAAAUACCUCGUCUCGGCCAAUCCGACGAAAGUAACCACAACCGCGACAAUUGUACAUCCGCCACAUACCGAGAUGGCUGAACUGUCCGAUAGUCGUUUUCAAUCGAGAUUCAGCAAUUUGCCGCUCUAUCAAGGUUAUGGAUUGAUCGGACAGCAGCUCUCGCUGCACAAAAAAGAACCGGAAACAUCUGUACACGGAGAGCCCGAAUGUACCAGUUCGGAUACGGUACCACAGCUAAGCACACUGACUGAGUCGGCUGCGGAUACCGCAAUGUUGGACUGGUCUACAAUGCUGAUGAAUUUGACCAGUACCGGUGCGCCAUCUGUACCGGGCAGUGUGGCAACCAGCCCCGGACACGGGAGNAGUGAGAUGAGCACAGCGACCACGGAUUUGCUUAGCUUGCUCGAUGCGACCACCGAUCGUCUGUUGCACGAGGCCACAAUGCAGUGGUGCACGCUGGGCUACACACCACUGGAUUUGCCAUCCAGUACCACACCGGAUAUAAACCGUGGCAUCUCAUGGACAGGAUCCCUACCGGAAGAAAAAAAUUUUGAACCGGCUUUGGAAGUGGAGACUCAGGAGCAUAGAAAAUCCAUCACCAGCCACAAUAGCGUUGAAUCCCUACUCCCCGAGGUCACUCAACGCACAGACAUAACAAAGGAAGACUUGCAUCGUUCCUCGUUACGUCGUGAGCCGCCGGCCGUACCGGAGAGACUUAUUGCCGAUGAUACCGUGCACAAACCGCAGACCGAGGAUCAGAUUGUAUCCGAUAAACUCCCGCCCAGAUUGAGUGGAUUAGGGGUGACCAAACCGGGCGCAUUUCGUGUGGCCUGGUCAGAAAUGCCCGAAGUUCUCAGCAGUGGUGCACUGAAACGUUUGACAAAGCACGAAAUUCAGUUGCAAGAAGUGAGUGCAAUUUGGCAGUAUCUGUUUCCCCUAUUCGAGAUUUGCAUGCUAUUCUCCGCGAACCGAUGCGAAACGGAACAUGUUGCUGUUCUAUUUUGA
Messenger RNA from Echinostoma caproni, 1098 nucleotides. Lineage: Eukaryota; Metazoa; Platyhelminthes; Trematoda; Plagiorchiida; Echinostomatidae. The record is from the annotation of a GenBank genome assembly.